AUGACACCGUCUUGUGACAGGCAGCAGAACAGAGCGGUGGAGGAAGCGCCGCUCGGAGGGUCGAGGGCGGUUAAGAAGAGCAGUGUGCCCAAUUCUCUGUCAAGAGGUUCAGACGGAAGCUCUGGCUCUAGGAUGGGUGCAGAGGAGCAAGUGAUGAGUGAGCAUGCGAGCAACGGGGAUGCUGGCUCUUCGUCGAAGAAGCGGCGAAAAAGAAUGGAUGCAAGAAGCUACAUCAAGAAAUUCAAGACGGGCGUAAGACCGGGUGCCUCAGUUGUAGUUGCUUCCCCUGACAGGAUGGGCAAGGAGAACACUUCAAGCGGGCAUGUGGCAGACAGCAACACUGCUAUUCUGUGUGAAGGUAGGAGGUUGAUUGAAAAAAGCAAGGGACAUUCAAGCCAUGCUGCCUGUAAAGUUCCCAAAAGUCCUAUUUCUGGUUUACAUGAAACUUCAGACACAAGAGUUGACCAAUGUUCUACACCGCUUUCAGAGGUACAGCCACAUAAACCUACCGACGUGCAAAAUAUAGCGGCUGAAAGCAGUCUUCCAGCAAACGCUAGAGAUCCACACACUGGCCCUGCAAGGCAAAACAUUCUAUCAUCAUUGCAAACUGUGCCAAUAUCUACUAUUCAUCAAGAAGAGGUACUGCCACAUAAACGUACCGAUGUGCAAGAUAUAGCGGCUGAAAGCAGUCUUCCAGCAAAGGAUAGAGAUCGACACACUGGCCCUGCAAGGCAAAACAUUGUACCAUCAUUGCAAAGUGGGCCAAUAUCUACUAUUCAUCACAAAGAGGUUAAGAGCACACUUGGAGAUGCUGAACCUAUUAGCGUUCAGAAAGAAAAUUCAGCUCCAGGACAUCUCCAGGUGGCCCGAUCUGAUGGAACAGAUGGUAACCCCAACAUAUGUGUUGCCUGUGGUCUUGGAUCCCCAGGAACUUUUAGGUCCUGUGAUGGAAAAGGUUGCAAAAGUAGGUACCAUAUGUCUUGUCUGGAUCAAUAUUUGUCUCUUGGAAAUUGGUUCUGUACCAGCUGUACGAAAAAGAGGUUGCAGUUUGGCUUACAUCAUAUUGUUGAUGGGAUAGAGUCUGUGUGGGAUGUCAAGGCUGAGGGGAUGCAAACUAGCAAGCAGUAUUUUGUCAAGUAUAAGAAUCUGGCGCAUGUCCAUAACCGUUGGGUUCCAGAAGGUGAUAUUAGUGUCAUGCCUGGAGGUCCUGAUCUUCUUUCCUUGUUUAACAAGAGGACUCAUACUGAAAAGACAAUUUGGAAGGAGUGGACUAAACCACAUCGCCUGUUGAGGAAGAGGCUACUUGUGCCCCCAAGAUUGGCUGAGGAUUUCUUCUGUUCGGAUGAUUUCUUUUGCUCAUCUGGUGUCUCAUAUUGUACUCUUGAAUGGUUAGUGAAAUGGAGGGGUCUUGGCUAUGAUCAUGCAACAUGGGAACUAGAGACUUUAUCCUGUUUACGUACGCCGGAAGCUGACGAACUUAAAGAGAAUUACGAGAACCGCCGUGAAGCUGCAAAACAAUCAUCUAUUCCCCAAAAAACAAAGGUUAAGCAAAGCUCAUUCCAGAAACUUGAGAGAUUGCCAGAUGGGUGCCAUCCUGAUUUUGACAAUGAUCACUUGUAUUCAGUCAAUCACCUUCGAGAGUACUGGCACAAAUCCUGUGGUGCUGUUCUUGUUGAUGAUAAGGAGUAUGUAAUAAAGACCGUGCUAUUCACAAUGUCUGUAUUACCUGACGUCAGCCAACCUUUUCUGAUUCUCACAACUCCUGGUUCUCUGUCUUUAUGGGAGGUUCAGUUCAAUAAGUUGGCACCGUUUAUCAAUGUCGUUGUGUAUGACGGGGGGAAAGAUGAGCUCAAAUUAAUUCGAGAUUUGGAAUUCUAUGAGAGUGGAAGCCACUGUAUGUUACAGGUUCUCUUAUCCCAUCCUGAUGCUAUCCUAGAGGAUAUUGAACCUAUAGCACACAUUGGUUGGGAAGCAGUCAUAGUUGAUUAUUAUCAAAAGUCAGCUUUACAAUACCUCGAACAACUGAAGCAAUUUCCCACUGAUUUCAGAAUGUUGCUUGUGAGCUCCCCAAUUAAGGAUAAUCUUCCCGAAUACGUGAAACUUCAAGCAUUCCUUAAUUCUGGAGAGCAAGAAAGUUACGUUGAUACUGCUGAGACUCUUAUGAUGCUGAAAGGAAACUUCAAAAGCCAUAUUGCAUAUGAGCGUCAAGCAGGUUCUUCAAAAAUAUUGGAGCACUGGGUUCCUGCUUAUGUUUCACAACUGCAGCUACAGACAUAUUGUUCCAUACUGCUUUCAAAUUCAUCUGUCCUCCAGUCGCAGAUGAAAAGUGAUAAAGCUCUUUAUGACAUUAUUAUGUCUCUCUCAAAGUGCUGUGAUGACCCUUACCUUGUUGAUGAAUCCCUGCGACCUCCUGUCAACAAUCAUGAUCAGACUGAUCCUAUAGUUACGAGAGUGCAAGCAUGUGGCAAGCUACUGCUUCUUCAAAAAAUGCUUGAAGCAAUAAGGAACAAGAGGCUAAGAGUCAUUAUUCUUUUUCAAUCUGGUGUACCAGGUGGAAGCUCAAUGGGUGAUACUUUGGAAACUGUUGUGCGUCACAAAUUUGGCCCAGAGUCAUAUGAACGUGUUGGAUUUUGUGGAUCAUUCUCGAAGAAAGCGAUGGCACUUAAUAAGUUCAAUGACAAGACCAAGGGGAGAUUUGUUUUUCUGAUUGAAACAAAUGCAUGCCUCCCAAGUAUUGAGCUGUCAUCUGUUGAUGCCAUUAUCAUAUAUAAUAGUGACUGGAACCCACUUACUGAUCAAAAGGCUCUUCAAAGAAUCAAAAUAGAGUCACAUCUUAGCUAUCCAAGCAUUUUUCGCUUAUACACUCCUUUGACAAUGGAGGAGAAGUGGCUUGUGCUUGCAAAACAGGGCAUGCUUAUUGAUAAGAAGGAUAUAACACACAGCGCAAGCCAUUCCUUUAUCAGUUGGGGUGCAUCAUGUCUCUUCACUAGACUUGAUGAGCUUAAGCAUGACAACUGUGCAAGUAAAAACUCUGAAAGGGACAACUUUAUGGAUAAAGUAGUUUCAGAGUUCUUGAAAAAAUUAGCCACAAAUGUUGUAGGCAGCACCAAACUUAACUGCACAUGCAUAUCGGAAGCUAACAUGAGUGGUAAAUUUUACUCAAGAAACAUCACACUAGUAGGUGAAAAAGAGGAAAUGUGUGCAUUGGAUGGAGACCCAUCUAAGUUCUGGUUAGAUUUACUGGAUGGAAAAUCUCCCUCUUGGAGCUAUAUAUCUGAGCCACCACAAUCAAGCCAUAACAUCUUACAAAACAUGGAAGAACCAGCCAAAGUUCCUGCUGAAGAAGAAGCCAAUGAAACCAGAAGGAAGCGUAGAAAGGUUGGCGAAAUCACAGGUCCAUCUUCAAAAAGUUCACAUGACAACAAUCACCAUGAUGUGUUGCCUGAAAAUUCUACAUCGAGUCCUGCUCUUCAACCACUAGAUGACACACAACAAACAUUAGGGGUGGAAAAACGGAUGAGCACACCCAAGAAUCUUCACGUCCAACUUAAGAAAGAGCUGUCAAAACUAAUUACGGCCCUACAAUUGCCGGAUGAUGUAAGAGCUAUGGCUGAACAGUUGUUUGAGUAUUUUUUGAAGAAUCAUCUAGUUGUUACAGAGCCAGUGAGCAUACUGCACGCAAUCAUCAUAUCCUUGUGUUGGCAUGCUGCUUCUGUUCUUAAGUAUAAGAUAAAUUCUGGAGAGUCGAUUGCCCUUGCUGGAAAAAGCUUGAACUGUGAGUGCAAUGAAGAGCUUGCAUCAUUCAUCUAUGGAAGAUUAAGGUUCCCAGAGGGAAAAAAUCCAGAUAGAGCAAUUGAAACUAGCGUCAAUGGUCAACCAGUGUCAGUAGAGGAUACCCAAAUCUUAAUUGAAACUAGCAUCAAUGGUCAACCAGUGUCAGUAGAGGACACCCAAAUCUCAAUUGAAACUAGCAUCAAUGGUCAACCAGUGUCAGUAGAGGACACCCAAAUCUCAUGGGAGGACACCCAAGUGGUCUCAUCUGGUGCUGAUCACAUGAUCUCAGAGGAGCAGGAGCCUGUUCAAGAAACUCACAGAGAAUGUCAUUUGUCAAAGGAUGACCUUCCUAACAUGAUCGUGGAGAAAAGAAUGGAGUUAAUUGACAAUGUUUUCUCCUUGAGAGAAAAGAAUAUCCUUUGUAAACAACAGCUUGAGAUCUCAGGUUUAGACACGUACACACAGAACAACGUUCUCAGACUGAAGGCAGUGUGCACUUUAGUUCUGGAGCAUAUUCGUAAAAGUCACAUUGAUGAAGUGACCAGGAGUGACAAAAUAAAGCUAACUGUUCAGUGGUUCACUAUGCUUAUGUAUGCAUUUUUGGACCACAUGAGCCUCCAACAUAACAAACUCGAGGCACUGCAAUCUGAUAGGUGGCUUGUAGAGCGACAUCUGAAGGAGAAUCUCCACCAGGUAGCAAAAUCAGGCCAAUUAGAUCAAGACUUUGAUCAGCAUAUUGCUCUACCAGAUUCGAACUUUGUUAUGGAAGAAUUUAUCCAUUUUAAGGAGCAGAGUGGCGAGUAUCAUAUUGUUGAAAGUUCUGUGUCAGAUAACCAGCAGUCAUUAGAUGAUGGAUUGUUAAUGGAAAUUGCAUUAGUACGAAAUGAAGUUCUGUCAGGGGGCAUAUCUACACAGGCAAUGGAAAAUGAGCCAGCUGCAACUUCUGUGGACUCAGGUGAAGGACCAGCAUCAGAAGCUGUUGAUUUUCCAGGAAACUCCAUCCUUAGUUCUGAUGGCAUGGGUGCACAAAGAGCUGGUUGUUCAUCAAGUACUAUUCCUGCAAAUGAUGAUUCAGUUGGUCAGGAAUCUUCAAUUGGUGACUGUAGAAAUACUGGACAUGUUGAGGCAGAAAAUAUUGCUAAUCCAAGUAUGUUGCUGGAAGGAGCAGAUUCUUUUGUUAGGGGACUUAAUGCAAACAACGACACUGUUGAUACAGAUCAAGUCCACUUGGAGUCACCAGUUAGCCCAGCUACCUUACCAAUGUCUACUGAAUUUGAAACUCAGACUUGCCAAUCAAGUAUGCAUGUGGAACAAAGUCCUGAAGUGCAAAAGUCAACCUCAAUGCAAGAUCAACCUGCAGAAAAACGAGCAUGUAUUGUGGGUCCCGAGGCAGCAAUGCAGGAUCAGCCAGCAGAGGCAGAGCGAGCAGGUACCUUGGGUGCGAUAUCAGCUCAGGUUUUGCCGCUUGAAAUGCAACCAUCAUCAACCUCAACGAGGGGCGUUCCUUUUGUGUCUGGUCUGCAGAGUUCGUCUGUCCAUCAAAGUGUAGUACCUUCAUUGGAUCCACAUGCAGGUGUAGAGUUAUCGGGCAUGAUGACACCUCAUGCUAUUCAACCACCAGCCUCAGUGCCUGCGGAACAGAGUACGAGUCUGCCUGCCCAACAAAGCUUAGCAACUUUGCGUCAUCCGCCAGCAGAAACAGAACCAGCAGGUAUUCUGGCCACAGAGGCAGCUUGUGAUUUGCAGCCUGAAGUCCAACUGUCAACCUCAAUGCAGAAUCAACCUGCAGAUUCUCUUGUUAGGGGACUUAUUGCAAACAAUGAUGACACUGUUGAUACAGAUCAAGUCCACUUGGAGUCACCAGUUAGCCCAGCUACCUUACCAGUGUCUACUGAAUUUGAAACUCAGACUUGCCAAUCAAGUAUGCAUGUGGAACAAAGUGUAAGUGUACCUGCCCAACAAAGUUUAGCAACUUGCCAAUCAAGUAUCUAUCAAGUAUGUCUCCUGAACCAAUCUUGCGAUUUGCAGCCUGAAGUGCAACAGUCAACCUCAAUGCAAGAUCAACCUGCAGAAAAACAAGCAUGUAUCGUGGGUCCCGAGGCAGCAAUGCAGGAUCAGCCAGCAGAGGCAGAGCAAGCAGGUACCUUGGGUGCCAUAUCAGCUGAGGUUUUGCCACCUGAAAUGCAAUCAUCAUCAACCUCAAUGCGGGGCGUUCCUUUUGUGUCUGGUCUGCAGAGUUUGUCUGUCCAUCAAAAUGUAGUACCUUCAUUGGAUCCACAUGCAGGUGUAGAGUUAUCGGGCAUGGUGACACCUCAUGCUAUUCAACCACCAGCCUCAAUGCCUGUGGAACAGAGUACGAGUCUGCCUGCCCAACAAAGCUUAGCAACUUUGCGUCAUCCACCAGCAGAAGCAGAACCAGCAGGUAUUCUGGCCACAGAGGCAGCUUGUGAUUUGCAGCCUGAAGCCCGACUGUCAACCUCAAUGCAGGAUCAAGCUGCAGAAGAAGGAGCAUGUAUCAUGGGCGCCACUGCUGCUCGAGGUUCGCAGCCUAAGGUGCAACCAUCAACCUCAUUGGAUUCACAUGCCGGAGCAGAAUCAACAGAUGCGUUGGGUGUGGUGGCAGCUCCUGAUAUGCAAUCGGAAAUACAAUCAUCAGCCUUGAUGCAGGACCGACCUGUGGCAGCAGAAGGAGCAUGUGUUCUAGGCACGACAGUAGCCCAGGAGUUGCAGCCUGAACUGCAAACAGCAACCACAGUUCAGCAUGACCCACUUGAAAGAACACGCUCUGAAGAAAGGAGACAAGCUGGUUUUGAACCAAACACAGCAGCCAGUCCUGAGCAUGAUCUGCAGUCUGAAAUACAGCCAUCAGCGUCAAUGCGUGAUCGACCUGCAGGAGCAGAAGGAGCAGGUAUGGUAGGCAGUACGGCAGCCCAGGAUUUGCAGCCUGAACGGCAAUUAUCAACCACAGUUCAGCAUAUCCCUAUCGGUCCUGAGCAGCCUACCCAACUCCCUCCAGUCACGCCAUUAGUGUUUAAUAAUCCAACAUUUAGUGAUGAACCGCUGAGAAAUGAGUUGGAAAAAAUAAUUCAUUGGAGCACUUUGCUUGAUAAAGGCCAUGACGAUAAGAGAUCACAACUUCAGGCAGAGCGCAACCAAGAAAUAGAGAAGAUAAACAGGAAGUAUGACUCGUUACUUCAACAAGAAGAUUCCGCUCAUCGUGUGAAGCGGACUCAGUUGAAUGGUAUCUACCAGAAAGUUUACGUGAGCAAAUCACUAGCUGAGAAUUUCCAACGCGAGUUCACGCCAUCAGUUGCAUCUCAUGGGAGAUUGAUGAGCCCUGUAAUGGAUCAGCUACCCGAGUCUUCUUCAUCAGCGGCUCGGAUUGCAGCAUCGCCGCCGGUUAUCCCAUCGCCAUCCAUCGGAGCGGCAGCGCACAGUUCAGCAGGACCCAACGUCCGCCCUCCGCCGGUGGCUCUACCAUCCUCAUCACGGACGGUCCAGUCACAGUCAGCGAGGCCUGGCAAUCUCUCUGGAGCAACAUCACCGCCUUUUGUUCCAGCGCCUUCGCUACAUGCAAGCCACGGACCCGCCGGACCACAGUUGCGCCCUCUCCAGCCACAAUCAGUUCCACCCAGCAUCCUCUACAGAACAAUGCCACCUGGCAUUCCGACGCCUCGGCCACAGGGCAGCUACAGGCCGCCCGCUGGAGCAGCAGCACAGCAGCAGCAGCUGCGUGCGCCCUCUCCUCAUCUGCAGCACCUCAGGAUGCGCCCGCCAUAUGUCAUCCCCACGGACCACCACCAGCAGCAGCAGCUCCCUGCCAUCCUAGGGGUUCCAGCGGGCGGGCAGUUUGUCACGGACAGCCUAAGGCCGGCGUUUCCGCAGCCAGGCGCCGUGCUAGCCUCCAUGACUCCAGCAGGCCCGGCUCACCAACCAGCACCGCCGUCAGCGCCAGGCUCAGGCUCAGCCGCCCCGACCUACUUUGUUCCACCUGGCCGGCACACGGACCCCGUCUGGACGCCGAACCCCGCCCUCACGUUUGCCCAGCUCCAGCAGCAGGCGUCGUACCUGAACAUGGCCCUGGGCGUCGGCAGCAGCAGCACCUCAGCAGGCCCGGCGGCGCCAGGAAGCCAGCAGCAGCACGCCGGCGGUGGCGCUCACAUACCCGCCGUCCUCAACCAUCCAGGCCUGGAACCGCCGCCGCCGCCGAACAGCAACCCGUACAUGCCGGCCAGGUUCGGCGUGGAGCCUGACAGCAGCAGCGGCGACGGCGGCAACGCAGCAGGGCCGAGCGCGGAGGUGGUGUGCCUGUCCGACGACGAAGCCUAG
Molecule: messenger RNA, 8103 nt
Organism: Triticum turgidum subsp. durum (durum wheat)
Lineage: Eukaryota; Viridiplantae; Streptophyta; Magnoliopsida; Poales; Poaceae
Source: the annotation of a GenBank genome assembly